Scatophagus argus is the source of this 2025-nucleotide messenger RNA. RefSeq names its product BUD13 homolog (gene bud13). The transcript is spliced from 10 exons. Gene Ontology annotation, molecular function: RNA binding. Gene Ontology annotation, biological process: mRNA splicing, via spliceosome. NCBI's taxonomy places the organism in Eukaryota, Metazoa, Chordata, Actinopteri, Scatophagidae. The coding region runs from base 38 to 1702 and encodes 554 amino acids. The record is from RefSeq and is a predicted model, not a curated record. Gene Ontology annotation, cellular component: RES complex; U2-type spliceosomal complex.
AGCCUCGGUGCUCUCCGUAGUUUCUGAUAACAACACCAUGGCGGCUUCCAUUGGUAGCAGUACUAAACCAGAACUAUCUAAAGCUGAGUACCUAAAACGGUAUUUAUCCGCUGACGAAGGUGUCAGAAAGUCAAAGGAAAAGGAUAAGGUUAAAAAGAAAAGGCGCAAGGUUCCCCAGAAAGGACUUAAAAUCGUAGACGAUGACAUAGACUGGAAACAGAUGGUCAAAGAAGAGGAGGAGAUUGAAGAAGACGAAGAGGAAGCUCCAGUGAUUGCCGAGGUGAUUGACGAGAGACCAGAGGAAGUGAAACAACUGGAAGCCUUCAGAACCGGCAAUAGAUGGAAAGUGAUUGGAGCUGAUGAAAAGGAAGACAGAGAAGAGGCAUCAAGCAGGAGUCGCCAAGAUUCGCCAGAGCUAUCAUCAAAGAAGAGGAGGCACGAUUCUCCUGUCAGAAAGACUCGACAUGACUCUCCAGACACGUCCCCUCCCAGAAGAGGUCGCCAUGACUCUCCAGACACGUCCCCUCCCAGAAGAGGUCGCCAUGACUCUCCAGACACGUCCCCUCCCAGAAGAGGUCGCCACGACUCUCCAGACACGUCCCCUCCCAGAAGAGGUCGCCAAGACUCUCCAGACACGUCCCCUCCCAGAAGAGGUCGCCAUGACUCUCCAGACACGUCCCCUCCCAGAAGAGGUCGCCAUGACUCUCCAGACACGUCCCCUCCCAGAAGAGGUCGUCAUGCCUUGCCAGAGUUAUCACCCCUUAGGCAACAUUCAGGGAAAUCAGGGAAGAUGCAAAGUAAAGACUCGUCCCCCGCCAGAAGAAAGCCCAGCUCAUCAUCAUCAAGUAAAAAACGUUCACCUGGUCCUCAUCAGUCAUCACUGGCAAAGAGGCAUGAUUCAGACUCUGACCAGUCACCUCCACGGAAAAAGCCAGUAAAGGGAGACGCUUCAGACUCAGACCAGUCUCCUCCACGGAUGCGUUCAAAAACAAAACCAGGUUCUGACUCCGACCAGUUGCCACACAGGAGGCGGCCAUAUAGUGGAAAGGAUUCAGAUGAAGAUCUGUCGCCACCUCGUAGACCUGGCCAAUCACAGGGUCCGAGGAUGCUUUCUGGUGGAACGGCGGGUCUUGUGUCUGUAGAUGUUUUAAGAAAAGAGCAGGAGGAGAACCGACGCCGAGAAAGAAACAACCAGCCAUUAGAAGAUGAAUCCCGUAAUGCCCAGACGGUGUUCCGAGACAAGAGCGGUAAAAGGAGGGACUUGGAUUCAGAGAGAGAAGAACAGAGGAAAAAAGCUGGAGAAAAAGCAGCAAAAGAUGAGAAAUACGCUCAGUGGGGGAAAGGGCUGGCCCAGACCCAGAUGCAUCAGCAGAAACUUGAGGAUGCACUACGGGAGGCCCAGAAGCCACUAGCACGCCACUGUGAUGACGAGGAUCUUGACCGCAUGUUGAGAGAGCAGGAAAGGGAGGGCGAUCCGAUGGCAGCGAUGCUCAGACGGAAAAAGGACCGCGAUACAAAGACAAAAGAGAAACCUCGAUAUAAAGGCCCAGCACCUCCUCCAAACCGCUUCAAUAUUUUACCAGGAUAUCGCUGGGAUGGGGUUGACAGGUCAAAUGGUUUUGAGCAAAAGCGCUACACUAGGAUUGCAGAUAAAAAAGCCGUCCAGGAGGCAGCAUAUAAAUGGAGUGUGGAGGACAUGUAACGGAAAACAGAAACUCAUGGUUCAGCAGUGGAACUGGAGAGAAGAACUGCUCAUCCUCUAGAGAACUGAUUGAACAGAAUAUCUAAUCAGUGAUGUUGAAACAACUGCAGGUUAACAAAUCUACUCGACAGAACUGACUUUUUUAAAAGAAAGAUUUUGUUCCCCUUUCAAAGCAGUUAAUAUGAUGGACAAGUUGACUUGACAUCAGAUUAUAACAAAGAUAACUUCUCUAUAGCAGUUAAGUGAGAGCAUCUGUAUGAUUUUGUAAUUGUUGAGCCAAUAUUGAUGUUUUUCAUUGUUUUAUUAAAUAAUAUUUUGCAAAA